This is a messenger RNA of Hibiscus syriacus, 1118 nucleotides long. RefSeq names its product peptidyl-tRNA hydrolase ICT1, mitochondrial-like. Bases 45 to 743 code for a protein of 232 amino acids. Gene Ontology annotation, biological process: translational termination. NCBI's taxonomy places the organism in Eukaryota, Viridiplantae, Streptophyta, Magnoliopsida, Malvales, Malvaceae. The record is from RefSeq and is a predicted model, not a curated record. The transcript is spliced from 7 exons. Gene Ontology annotation, molecular function: translation release factor activity.
UCUCUUUUAACUCUAAUUUUGGAUUUCAAUUUAUAGAGUUGGAAAUGGCAGUUAUUAGGACAAGUGCAAACGUGGUUAUGAAACUCCUCCAUCAUCCACUGCUAUCUUCCAUUUCCUUAUCAUCUUCGCCUCGUCUUCUUCUUCCCUCUCCCUCUAACACAACCAUCCGACUUACACCCAAUCGUGGAAUCAGUUUCACCCGAAUUCGUUGCGCCGCAUCCGACGCCGAUGCCGACAGAAAAGUCUCGGCUCGUCUCUCUCAAGUCCAACAACUCCUUCAGGAAGCGGAAGAGCGAGCCAGUGCCGCCGGGGAUGAACCCACCCCUCAAAUCACUCUGGAUCAUGUUUCCGUUAGUUUUGCAAGGAGUGGUGGCCCUGGUGGUCAAAAUGUAAACAAGGUUAACACCAAGGUGGACAUGCGGUUCAAUGUAAAACAGGCUUAUUGGCUAAGUGAUAGGAUCAGAGAGAGGAUUAUGCAACUGGAAAAAAACCGGAUAAACAAGGAUGGAGAAAUCGUGGUAUCGUCAACAAAAACCAGGACACAGAAGGGAAACAUUGAUGAUGCUCUGGCAAAACUACAGGCAAUCAUUGAUGCUGCUGCUUAUGUGCCACCACCCCCAUCAGAAGAGCAGAAGAAGAAAAUCGCAAAGAUGGCUGCAAUCGGGGAGAAAAAACGCCUUAAAAGCAAGAAGGUCCUUUCCGACAAGAAAGCAUUUAGAAGAAGCCGGGACAGUUGGGAAUAAAUCAUGUCAUCAUGACUGGUAAAGUUUAUAACUUUAUAUAGUGUUUGAAGAUCAUCAAUUCUCAUUGGAGAAGCAGGCAGCUAGGAACGGAGCUUAAAGGAGUGCUUUGUCCUUAAAAAAUUUCAUGGUGGGGCAAAAGAACUACCAUCUCGUGUCAGUGUAAUAUUAUAGGCUGUUAAAGGCUUAUAAUUGUUAUAAGAUAUUACACACAAAAAAUUUUGAUUACAUGUUUAUGUUUGCCAUAGUUAAUGAUAUUUAAGAGAUUUACUGUCAUAGGGUCUUUUAGCAAAUAAUCGUUGCCAUGUACAUAAUUGCUUCUUUGCAUGUAGGAAGGAAAGAUGAGAUGAGAAAUAGAUUGUAGAAAGUAGAAAAUAU